Malus domestica (apple) is the source of this 4321-nucleotide messenger RNA. The record is from RefSeq and is a predicted model, not a curated record. Lineage: Eukaryota; Viridiplantae; Streptophyta; Magnoliopsida; Rosales; Rosaceae.
CUUAUCAAUCAUGGAGCUGCGUACCCUACAGAGAGAGAGAGAGAGAGAGAGAGAGAGAGAGAGGGAGAGACUGCUUCAAUGGUCUGAGAAAGCAAAAAAGUUCAAAAGAAUAAUGUAACCUGAUCAGUGUCCGUAAAAGCAAAUUCCUCUACUCUUUCUUCUCCUUGAAUAUUUCAAUUUGUUUCUCCUUGCACUCACUGCAAAUUGAGCAAAUCCGUUUUCUUUAAACCAAAGCUGCUGCUACAUCAAUUCGCGGCCGCCGGAGAAGUCAUGGAUUUGAACCCUGCUGGAGAUCGAGGUUCGAAUUAUUUUGAUAAAGUUCUGUCUAUGGUUAGUUUUGCAUACAAUAAGGAGAGAGCAACCAAUUCCUCGCCAUUCAUUGAUUCCAUUCUCCACAAUGCUCACUUCCUUGUCUUUUUUGCUGUGUAUCUUAUUUGCCGUUAUGUAAAUCACAUAUCACUGUAUCAAGCACUUGUUUGUGUCGGCCUUACCCCAUUGUUUCUCUAUUUCUACAUCAACUAUGCGCCGUUUCUGUUCUUAGAGGAAGACAUCAAGUGGAUUCGAAGAGAGUCGAGGUUACUGCAUGCCAUCGUUGAGGAUGCAGAGAAAAUCAUGCAUUAUAGUGGUCUUAUAGGCGCAAGAGCACGCAAAAUCUGGGAUUCUAAUCCUGAUGGAGCAACCGUGAAAGGAGUUGAUGAAACUGAGGUUGCAUUGUUGGAUAAAGCCAAAUCCAUGGCUUUAAGAGCAAAAAAUUUGGUUGCGACCUUUGAGAAACAGAGGAUCGCAAGAGACUCCCACACCCAAAGAUUAUGUUUCGAUAUGAUCACUGAAAAUUUCCAGCAGGUAUCAGAGCUGUUCACAGAAACUAAGACUGUUAAGCAGGGCAUGAAGGAUAUCUUUGAGGGGAAUAAGGAUUACUGGAUUGGCAUUGGCGAAUCUCUGGAGAGGUCAAGGUCCAGUAUUAUAAGCCUGCUGCCCAGGCCCGUGCAUGGACAUGGUCAACAAAAAUGGGUGCAGUCCAAAGAACAAGUUUCCUCAGCAGCUGCUUUGGCGUCCACUGUCGAAGAGAACAUAAAACGUCUCAUCACUCAAAAGCCAGAUUUAAUGCGUAAAGAUACCGGAAAGCAAAUAAUUUCAAUAAACCUGCAACUGCAGCAACUGCAUCAUUUUCUGAAAGAUGUACAAGGAAUUCGAUUCGAAAGUGAAAUUGAAGGGGCCUGGGUGAAGGAAGUGCACGAGAUGAUUAAUGAAGCACAUCAUGCCAUUGACAAGUACUUGCAGAGAAUUAGGUGGCUAUCAUUUAUCAACAAUUGGAAGGCCGGGAGAAAGCUCAAGGGGGACAUAAGGUGUAUACACGUUGGGUUCACACAACUCUUAGAAAGGAAAGAUAGUUAUGGCUUCAAGUUUUUAAGAAGAGAUUCAUCAAAAUUCGUCUAUCAGUCCCCACAUCAGACUCAAGACGACUUAAUUAUUUCAACUAGAUUAAGCAGGAUGCAGGAGUUCCUCAGUAAGAAGUCACCUUUAUUGGGUGAAGUAUUUUAUGAAGUCACUUCGUUGUGCAAUCAAUUGGAAAGAAUGCAUAAACUCGUACUUGGCGCAUCAGUAACAGGAGGAGGAUAUAAUUCCAGAAUGUCUUGGUUGGAGCAAACCCGGAAAAUUUUUGAUAGUGCAGAGAAAUCUUUGACUACCUUUCAGUGGAAUUCACUCAAUAUGUGGCAAAACCCUCUAUUUAAAACAAGUGCUGGGAGGAAACUUUCCCGUGACAUUGACCUCAUAAAUCAUACUAUUGAUCUUUUCUUGAAAUGCAUCAGAGCAUAUGACAUUGAAGUAAGGGAAGAGUCAAACUCAGUGGUUGGUUUGGAAGAAGACACUGAAGCAGUGGUCUCACAACUGACAACCAACAACGAACACCGCUCGGUGAUUUCCAUUGUGGGGAUUGGGGGCAUAGGAAAGACAACACUGGCAAAGAAGAUUUAUGACAAUGGAGUUGUUGUAGACCAUUUUCCUUGCCGUGCCUGGGUUUCUAUACCUCAGAAGUCUGAUAACAAAGCACUUUUGGAAGAUGUGGCAGAGCAGGUAUUGAGGUCUCUUCAACUACAAGGGGAAAAAAAUCGCAAUGGAUCCUGGAUUCAUAAGGCGCAUGAUGUCUUGAAAGACAAAAGGUACCUUUUAGUUCUUGACGACAUCUCGACGGUAGAAGAAUUGGAGACCCUGAAAGCAGAAUUUCCAGUAACAUCAUCUGGAUGCAAAAUUCUGCUCACUACACGUGACAACAUUGUGGCUUCACAAGCAGACGCUCCCCACCAACUUCGACUUCGAACCAAAGAAGAGAGCUGGAAGUUGUUCACCCAGAUGGUGCACUUUCCGCCAACAGAGGAAUUACUAGCAAAAGAUAUUUUAGAUAAAUGUGGGGGUUUACCACAAGCAAUCUUCCAUGUUGGAUAUCUGAUGUUAGGGAAAGAUGCGAGCGUGGCUGAGGAGGUCAAAGGGGUGCUUAGAUACAUCAAACAGAAUGAUGCACCAUUGUUAGAAACCUUCACUAUAAGGUCCAUUCACUCGUCUCCUCAUCUAAGAAACUGUCUUUCUUACUUCAAACUCUUCCCCAACAACUUUGAAAUUCCGGCAAGGAGAUUAACCGCAUUGUGGAUUGCAGAAGGUUUGGUAGGAGAUCAGGAGACGGAAGAAACUGGCAAAGAUGUUGCAGAUAAGUAUUUGUCCGACUUGAUCCACCUGGACAUGAUUCAAGUAGUCAAAAGAAAGCACAACGGAGAAGUCAAGACAUGUCGAUUGCCAUAUGCUCUACAGAAAUUUGAGUUGCCAGAUAUGAGCCAAGAAAGACUUACUGAUCGUUAUAACAGAAGCGACGAGACAUUUACUCUUAUUCAUGGUGACAGCUCAAACGUUCCAAUUCCUGAUCUCGUUUCCAUCCUCUCCUUUGAUACUCGAGAAGGAAAUAAACCUGGAGAAGAAAUAGGCAACUUUCUACGAAGAGGCAUCGCAGGUGGUUUCUUCCAUCGGCUACAGGUUCUUGAUCUCGAACGUGUAUUCAGACCUGAAUUGCCCAAUACCAUAGGAAAGCUAAAAGAGUUGAGGUAUCUUGGUUUGAGGUGGACUUUCCUGGAAUCAGUCCCAGCAUCCAUAGGUGACUUGCUGAACCUCCAAACCUUGGAUGUGAAACAUACAUAUGUGCACACUCUCCCUGGUUCAAUAUGGAAACUGCAGACACUUCGACACUUGUACUUGAACCAGAGUAAACAGAGUAAAUUUAAGCAUCAACAAGGUGGAAGUUCCCUGAAGAAUCUGCGGACAUUAUGGGGAGUAUUUCUGGAUAAAGAUAGUCCCUUGAUCCACUGGAUGGACAAGCUGAUAUACCUCAGAAAAUUGGGAUUGGCAUUCCAGUUAAGCCAGCCAGAGCAAAAACCAUUAGCAGACAAGAUUGUUAAGCUGAAGAGCCUUCGGUCUUUGAGAAUGAGAUCAAUCGAUGAAAUGGGUGAACCCAGUGAUCUAGUCUGCGUGUGCUUAUCAGGCCUUGAGAGUCUCUCCUGCCUAAAUUUGUUCGGAAAGCUAAAUCCUUCCAUGAUAGAUGAAUUCCCAAAAAAUCUCACUGAUCUUACGUUGUCAGGUGCUUCUCUGUCAGUUGAUCCAAUGCCCGUGUUAGAGAAUCUCUCCAACCUGAAAUUCCUCAGUUUUUACUCCAACUCUUAUACAGGUAUCAAGAUGGUUUGCUCCACCACAGGGUUUCCAAAGCUUGUGGUUUUAAAGUUGUGGAAGCUCCAACAACUAAAAGAUUGGGAUGUGGAGGAAAAGGCAAUGCAAAAUCUGAGGGAGUUGGAGAUAAGAGCGUGCACAAAUUUGAAGGUCCCAAGUGGGUUGAGGCACUUGAAGAAUCUCACUCAGCUGAAAUUAACUAAUAUGCCGGAAGAAUUUGUUGCAACCAUUGCGACAACUAAGGUGCAAAUUUGGGAUGACAUAACUCACUCGCCAACAGUCAUUACCGAUAGCUGGUAGUCUAUGCGGAAUUAGUCACAGGCUCUCUCUCCAGUAAUCGGGUAACAUCGCCCAAUGCAUUUGACGCAUAGGGAACCUGACAGCCUAGUCCAUGUUGAGUUGCAACGGGUGAUAGGUUCUUAUGAACAUGUUCAAAUUUCCUUCAACAAAACUGGGUUUGUAAUGUAAUUAUAUCUUAAGGAAUUGUUGACGUUUGUGUUUAGUACUUGAUCACUGAUUUGCUAAGUUUUCGUUUUGUUAUUUGAUAGUAUGGAUGUUAUAAUAACAGUCACUCCCACUCUUUGUUUUCUUUGAUCAUAUAUUGAUUAUUAAA